This is a messenger RNA of Passer domesticus (house sparrow), 1802 nucleotides long. RefSeq names its product homeobox B8 (gene HOXB8). The transcript has 2 exons. Gene Ontology annotation, cellular component: nucleus. Gene Ontology annotation, molecular function: DNA-binding transcription factor activity, RNA polymerase II-specific; RNA polymerase II transcription regulatory region sequence-specific DNA binding. The record is from RefSeq and is a predicted model, not a curated record. Gene Ontology annotation, biological process: regulation of transcription by RNA polymerase II. Bases 999 to 1727 code for a protein of 242 amino acids. Lineage: Eukaryota; Metazoa; Chordata; Aves; Passeriformes; Passeridae.
GGGCUAUUACAAACGCAAUUCCCUUCAUGCGAUAGUUAAACCUUUAUCAAUAAUAAGGAAAUUGAUCAUUAAAAUGUUAAAUAUGACUACCUCGUUUGUUUUAAAAUAUGUUUAGGAUAAGAAGCUGUAUGAUUUGAUAACUUGUAUUAAAAUACCAAUUACAUUUAUAGGACCUUUUAAAACUGGUAGCAAUUAAAUCGUGUUCUUUUACAGUUUUCCAAAGCGACCCUGACAUUUAAAAAGGCUAAAACUGCCUCGUUAAAAUUUUGAAAUUAACGACUGCGAGCGCUCCUCUUUAAUUUUCCAACACUCCCCAAAAAUCAAUCUUUUGGGUGGUCUAGGUACGUGAUUUGUUGUGAGGCGAGCGAUAUCUCAUUAAUGGAGGUAGUUAAACAUAUUUAAUCCGUAUAUUCACCCCACCUCCUCCUCCCUUCCCCUCUCCCUCUCCCUCCCUCUCCCUCUCUCGCUCCCCCUCGCUCGCUUCUCCUUCUUUAUUCUCCCACACUCUUCCUUUCACAAUCAUGCGGUGCAGAGUCCGUGUGGAGUAAGGAGAAGCCAAUAGGAUGAGGUUUUGGUAAUAGAUGCAAAUGAUCAUGAAAAGACACUGCAAAAUAUGAAACAACUCAUUUGCGCUGAAGUAAAUCACUGAAAACUGUUUAUGAACUGGCAUCUCUUCUUGGAAAUGUAAAGCGAGAACUCUUUAAGUGGCGAUUUUUUUUUUUUUUUUUUUUUAGGGGUGGGGGGGGAGGAAAGAAUUCAAUAUCAUGCAGGCUUAGAGUUUUGAUUAUAUCCUCCUUUUAUAUUCCUGGAAAUCACAAACUGUCGUUGCUUAGCAUCUUAGCGCUUUCUUUUUUUGCUAAUAGAUUCUCGUGGUCUGGUUUGUUGUGGGGGUGAUUUUUUUUUUAAUAUUUUUUUUUUAAUUUUUUUUUUCCGCCUGCUUUAAAAAAAAAAAAAAAGGACAAGGAAAAAAAAAAAACCAACCUCUUAUUGAAAUUAAAAUGAGCUCCUAUUUUGUCAACUCACUCUUCUCCAAAUACAAAACCGGCGACUCCCUGCGCCCCAAUUACUAUGACUGUGGCUUCGCGCAGGAUCUGGGGGGCAGACCCACCGUGGUGUACGGCCCCAGCUCGGGGGGCUCCUUCCAGCCCCCGCCCCAGCUCCAGGAGUUCUACCACGGCGCCUCGUCGCUCUCCAGCUCCCCUUACCAGCAGAACCCCUGCGCCGUGGCGUGCCAUGGGGACCCGGGCAACUUCUACGGCUACGAGCCCCUGCAGCGGCAGAGCCUGUUCGGAGCCCAGGAGCCCGAGCUGGUGCAGUACGCGGACUGCAAGCUCGCCGCCAGCGGCCUCGCCGAGGAGGCGGAGAGCUCGGAGCAGAGCCCUUCUCCCACCCAGCUCUUCCCCUGGAUGCGACCGCAAGCAGCCGCCGGACGCAGGAGGGGGAGGCAAACCUACAGCCGCUACCAGACGCUGGAGCUGGAGAAGGAAUUUCUAUUUAAUCCCUACCUGACCCGCAAACGGAGGAUCGAGGUCUCGCAUGCCCUGGGAUUGACAGAGAGGCAGGUCAAAAUCUGGUUCCAGAACAGGAGGAUGAAAUGGAAAAAGGAGAACAACAAAGACAAGUUUCCCAGCAGCAAAUGCGAGCAGGAAGAACUGGAAAAACAGAAAAUGGAAAGAGCCCAGGAGGUGGACGAGGAAGGGGAAGCACAGAAGGCGGACAAGAAAUAAAGGGAUUUUUGAGGACUGAAAGGCAAGCGCUGCUGGGGUGGAGGAGCCCCCGAGCCCCACGUUAAUGGCAGUCGG